Messenger RNA from Hibiscus syriacus, 1375 nucleotides. Its product is annotated as vinorine synthase-like. The record is from RefSeq and is a predicted model, not a curated record. The coding region runs from base 47 to 1375 and encodes 442 amino acids. The transcript has a single exon. Lineage: Eukaryota; Viridiplantae; Streptophyta; Magnoliopsida; Malvales; Malvaceae.
CUAUACCUACAGUUUCAGCCUUUCAAAUCUUUUGCUCAAAGCCAAAAUGGAAGUUUGUAUUACUUCAAAGGAAAUGGUUAAGCCAUCUUCCAUGCAAGUUUAUAAUCGGAAGCCAUUCUCGUUAUCAUUGUUAGAUCAAUUCGUUCCAGCACAUUAUAUACCACUCAUCUUCUUUUACAGCAAACCCAGUGAUUCCCGUUUCAACACUACUGCCCAAAUAUUGGUCGGAUUGAAGGAAUCACUGUCGGAAGCCUUGAAUCACUUUUACCCUCUUUCUGGUCGGACAAUCGACAACCUCCGCAUCGGUUCCUUCGACAAAGGAGUGCCAUAUGUAGAAGCUAGGGUCAAAGGAUGCUUAGCCGAUUGCAUUGCGCAAACGGAGCUAGAAUUGUUCAAUCAGUUGCUUCCAUGCCAAUGUUAUUGCAGUGUCCUACCUUCAGCAUCGCCCCAAAUAGCUAUCCAAAUCAACAUCUUCGACUGUGGUGGGAUCGCCAUUGCCUUUUGUGGUUCCCACAAGAUCAUUGAUGCGGCAACUGCGUCGGCUUUCAUCAAAAGUUGGGCAGCUUUCAAUCGAGGCUUCGAUGGCAAGAUAUCAAAUCCCAAUAUGUUAGACGCAGGGUCACGGUUGUUUCCUCCGUUGGAUCCGGUUCCGCCAAAAUACGCAUCUUUAAUUGAAAGGCUUUGGUUCGAGGAAGGGUGGUAUACGACGAGGAGAUUCGUGUUCGAUGACCAAGCAAUAGCCACUCUGAAGCUCAGAGUGAAAAGCAAACGUCUCGAGCAUCCAACUCGAACCGCAACUCUCGCUGCAUUUCUAUGGAAACACGCCAUGUUGGCUUCUAGAGCAGCAAGUGGACGUUCGAAACCAUCUUACUUAAUUCAACCAGUGAAUUUACGAACAAGAAUGAAGCCAGGAUUACCCAACCAUGCAAUAGGGAACCUGAAUUGCUUGACGGUUUCAAAAUAUAACUCAGUCGACAGAGACAUCGAGUUGCAUGAGUUGGCCUAUUUGGCGAGAGAAGCAAUCGAGGUUUUAAACGAUCAAAUUCCCCUUUUGCAAAGUGGGGGCAUGCUGAAAUUCCAAACUGAUCAGUUCAAUGAUGUGGAGGAUGUUCACUCAAAAGAUGAUGUGGAUUUUUUCGACUGCGUCAGUUGGUUGAACACACUUGAUAAAAACGAAGUUGAUUUUGGGUGGGGAGAUCUAACUAGUUUGAGCAUGGGGUGUCCCGAGACUCGGUACAAUGCAUUUGUUAGUUCUUUUAUUUUAAAUGAGACUGAGAAGAGUAAGGGCGUUGAAGCAGUGGUUACUUUAGAUGCCAAGACAGUGGAUAUUUUGGAACGUGAUUCUGAAUUCCUCACAUUUGCUUCUGCAAAAUAA